GCCCUGCCCUGCCCCACUCUGUCCCACUCAUAAUUUCAGAUGGGAUGGGGGCUUGGGGGGGACCCAACACAACCCGCCCCACGGGAAACCCCACCUCUUCUCUCUGCUUCCUGGUUUGUGAGAGGAAUGGAAGGAGAUGCCUCCCCAGCCCCAGCGCGAGCACCCUUCCGGCAGACUUCAACAUCUCAAGCGUCUCUGGUCUGCUGUCCCCCGCGCUGACAGAGAGCCUGCUGGUGGCUUUGCCCCCCUGUCACCUCACAGCUGGCAAUGCCACACUGAUGGUCCGGAGAGCCAAUGACAGCAAAGUGGUGAAAUCUAGCUUCGUGGUGCCUCCGUGCCGCGGCCGCCGGGAGCUGGUGAGUGUGGCGGACAGUGGGGCCGGCUUCACGGUCACCAGGCUCAGUGCCUACCAGGUGACAAACCUCGUGCCAGGAACCAAAUACUACAUUUCCUACCACGUGACCAAGGGGGCAUCCGCUGAGUCCAGUAGAGAGAUCCCAAUGUCCACACUUCCUCGGAGGAAGAUGGAGUCCAUCGGGCUGGGCAUGGCCCGGACGGGGGGCAUGGUGGUCAUCACAGUGCUGCUCUCUGUCGCCAUGUUCCUGCUGGUCGUGGGCUUCAUCGUCGCGCUGGCCCUGGGCGCCCGGAAGUGAGGAGGCUCACCGGGCAGCAGGCCUCUGGAAGGUCCCGGAAGGUCCGGGAGGGUCUGCUGUCUGUCUCCCCAGCCCCCGCCUUGGCCUCCGUGCCUGCCUGCGCCCCAGGCCUCCACCAGGAGACUUUGGCCCUUUUCCGCCCCCUGCCCCCCCAGUGCCUCCCCGUCUCUCCACACUUCCUAUAACCCCUCACCCCACUCGUGUCAGAAUUGAUGCUGCUGCCGCUUCACCUCUUUAAUCUCCCCUCGCUCUCAACGAUUCCCUCCCUCAGUGAUGGAAGUGUCCACAGUAAAGUCCUGUGCCGCCUC
Messenger RNA from Suricata suricatta (meerkat), 961 nucleotides. It is a transcript of the gene UPK2, whose product is annotated as uroplakin 2. Gene Ontology annotation, biological process: epithelial cell differentiation. NCBI's taxonomy places the organism in Eukaryota, Metazoa, Chordata, Mammalia, Carnivora, Herpestidae. The record is from RefSeq and is a predicted model, not a curated record. Gene Ontology annotation, cellular component: apical plasma membrane. The transcript has 5 exons. The coding region runs from base 45 to 653 and encodes 202 amino acids.